AUGAUCCUCCAAUCGGUCCCGAGUGAAGAUUACGACGAGGAGGAAAACGGGCUUGUGUCCAACAGCCCUCGUCCGCCCGCCACAAGGAAGCUCCCGCUAAAAGCGCGGCGGAUAACAGCUGCGGAUCACCGAAUAUCGGAGGAGGACGAGGCCAGUUGGAAGCUGGUGGCUCUUGGCAUUUGUUGCUUCCUGGGAGUGGUCGCAGUGGGCGCAUCGCUUGCCGUGUUGUCCCGGGUGGGGCAAGAUGCCGGGGGAACCUUGCAGGGAACCCUUGGCAAUGGAGCCACGGGAGUGAAGCCGGUGCUGGCCAUCUUUGGCUUCACGAUACUUGGGGAGGAAAGUGCAGAACAAGCGCUGCCUACGAACAACGCCGUGGCCUGGGUGGCCGCCAGCCUCCUCAAGGACCACGGCCAUCUGCUGCUGUCCCCGUACGCAAAAGGAGAAGCCGCUUUCGCCACCCCCGAGGGGAGUGUUGUGAAGGGUUCCUACAUACCGGACGGUGAAUUGGUGCAGAGUUGGCGCCCCGCUGGUGCUGGCCGCCUCCUGAGAGCAAAGGCCUCCCGUGCGAGCGCACUGAGAGCUGUGGUGGUGGGGCCCAUCUCGGAAAUCCUCCAGGACUUUGUACCGAAGCUCUUUAGUUGCUUGGCAGAACGUCAGGCAGUGAUCUUGGGGAAUAUCCUCGAAUGGUAUGACUGGACGGUCUUCGGAUACAUGCAGGACAUCCUCAAAGAAGUCUUUGCCGACGGCAGCGCAGAUCAGGCUUGGCUCCUCUUUGCUGUGCCCUUCUUGGCGCGACCCUUCGGCAGCCUCGUCUUCGGCUGGAUUGGAGACACCUGCGGCCGCGCCUUGUCGCUGCAACUGGCGAUCUGGGGCAUGGCGGUGGCGACGGCACUGCAGGGUUGCUUAUUGCCCUCCCUUCCAGGAGUCACCUGGAUGUUGGCUGCUUUGCGGCUAAUUACUGGCCUGUCCGCCGGCGGUGAGUCUGCCGGGGUGAACACCUACAUGUCGGAGUUCGGAGAAGAGGGGAAGGAGCACACGCUUGCAGCCGCCAUCGGUGUCAACAAUGUGAGUGGCUCGAUGGCUUUCUUCCUGGCCAACGCCGUCUCCCUGGCGGUGCAUCAGCUGCCUCGUGAGACUCAGAUCGCCUGGGGCUGGCGCCUUCCGUUUCUGCUGGCGGCGCCUUUGGGCCUCGUCUCCGUACUUCUGCGUCGCGGCAUGACGGAGACUGCCGAGUUCAGAAAGAAGUGUGAUGCGGAGCAAAAUCCAGCAUCCUGCGUCGUGCCGGAUGUACAGGAGAGCUCCGAGGAGAGUCGCUCGGAGAGCUCCGAGGACACUGAAGCUCAGAAGCUGCAAAGGACAUCCAGGCCUCUAUCCUUGCGUGCCUUCGCCGCCCGCGCCGUGCUGGCGGCCGUGGUUUUAGCAGCUGUCACGAGCUGCAACUACCUUCCUAUCUACUUGGUAUCCUGGUUGGAAGAUGCCGGGCUCCGUCCCUCCAUGGCCCUGAGCAUCGCGGCUGCGGCCAAGGUGACGCAAGUCUUGAGCACCUUUCCGGUUUCCUUCGCCGCAGAUCGUGUUGGGGCUGUAUCAGUUAUGCUCUGCGGUGGUGCGGCCACCGGCAUUGCAGCAGUGCCCUUUCUGCUGUUUGUCGGCGAGACGUCUGCGUGGCAUGGUACGGCCUUUGUCGUGCUGGGCCUGUUGCUACCAACUAUGCUGCAAGCUUUCACUGCGUGGAAAUCCUCAGACAUGCUUGCCAUGCUUCGUGCGGUGCUGGCAUAUCUCCUGGGACCUGGGGCGGUCGCCACUCCACUGGCCACCUACAAAGUUGAGGCUCGCUUCCCCCACCGCGUCGAUUGUUUCACAGAGGGCCUGGUGCUAAACGGCAGCGAGGUCUUGGAGUCAUGCGGCCUGACCGGCAAAUCCGUCCUGAGGCGCUAUGACCUUUCGAGUGGCCAGACCAAGAAGGAGGUUCGCUUGGAUGCGAAGUACUUUGGCGAGGGCACCGUCGAGCUUGGCACGUCGCUGUUCGUACUGACCUACCAGCACAAAGUCAUGCUUGAGUACGACCGAGAGACACUCACGGUCACAAGAGUCCAUCCUUUUCCCUACGGUGAGGGCUGGGGCCUCACCACUGACGGCUGCGAUCUGCUUGCGACUACAGGUGCCCCGUACUUGUAUCGGCUGCGACGUGCUGAAGAUGGUGAGUUCAAGCUUGUCAACAAGGUGUUGGUCAAACAGGAAGGGAAAAGCCUCAGGAUGCUCAACGAGGUCGAGUACAUUACGCCAAAGCUCUGGGUGAACGAGUGGAUCACCAACCGAAUCUGGCGGGUUGAUCCAGUCACCGGCGACUGUGAGAGAUACAUUGACAUCAAAACACUUCAUCCAUGGCGCGGCCAGGCGACACCAAACGGUAUCGCGUAUUCUCCAGCCUUUGGAAAGGAGCUUCUGCUGGUCACCGGGAAGCUGUGGCCCAACAUGUUCUCUUUGCGCAUGAGCGCUUCAGACCUCUGCGGUGGUGUCCUUUCGUCAAAACCGGAAUGCGUGCAAGCCCCCCCAUCGGUGUGCCACGAUGCCCAGGCGGUGGCCAACCCGGCACCUAGGCCAACCGUCGCGGCAACGACUUCGACCGCGAAGCCUACAGUGCCUGUGCUUUCACUUACCAGCCUCGCCCCCACUCCUACUGGCGUUCCGGAAGAGGGCUCUGCCCCAAAGGUAGGCCUCUUCAGCAUGCCACCUGCCACCGUGUCCGGCCUUCCUUUCGGUUUCAGUACGGCAUUGAGCCUUCUCGGGAUGUGCAUAUUUGUAGUUGCCUUCGCUUCCAGUUUGCUGCUUCGCUACAUGCGCCGGCGUCAGCGAGAAACGCUGCAUCGCCAGGUGGAGUCUGAAUCCGAUGGAGGUUGA
Molecule: messenger RNA, 2898 nt
Organism: Symbiodinium sp. CCMP2592
Lineage: Eukaryota; Dinophyceae; Suessiales; Symbiodiniaceae
Source: the annotation of a GenBank genome assembly